AUGCGGUCGAAAAGCACACAACAGGCCGCGAAAGCGGACGGGAUUGUGCUCGACACGGGUGCCUCGCAUGUCUGUAUCGCUUGUGUACCGACGCAUGGUGCACCGCAUAGCUGGGCCAUGCCCAACGCGAUUGCACGGACGCGCCCCGGCGUGCGGCGGCAAGUGUUGGUCGCCGACCAAAUCGAGACCGCGUGCAUGGACUACGGCGGACUCCAGCUGCGCCUUCCGAUCGACCGCGGAUUUGUUGUAGAUUGGGCAGCGCAAAAGAAUGUAUGGGAUCGCGCGAUUGCGGUUGCUCUUGGGAUGAAAGACGCGCCGGCGUACGACUCGUUUGGCGCAUUCGAAAAUAGGAUCGUGAUCGUCACAGAACCGUACUUUGCACUUCCCGAGCAGCAGCGCGCAUUUGAUGCACUUAUGUUUGAAUGGUACCAAGCAGACGCGAUAUGGCGCACGAUACCCGCGCAGCUCGCUCCGUUCGCCGAGCUUGGAGAGAAACAACGCCCGGAGGCGGUGCUCGUGGUCGAUUGUGGGCACAGUUAUACCCAUGCAGCCCCAAUCGUACACGAUCGUGUACAAUGGAGCGCAGUGCGGCGCCUCGAUGUGGGUGGAAAAGUGCUCACGAGCCUCUUAAAAAUGAUGUUUUCUUUCCGCCAGUGGAAUAUGAUGGAGGAGACGUACCUUACCGACAAAAUGAAGGACACAUCGUGCUUUGUCGCGGCACGCGCAUACGAUUCCGAACCCCGGCCGGUACAGGAUACUGCGCCGCACGACUGGAGCUUUGCGCAGCUGGUCGAGCUAUUCCAUGAAGAUCCGGAGAAUGGCGUGCUGCAGCAGUAUGUGCUCCCUGACUAUGCACGCCCUGAAGACGUCGCAGAUCACAAGACCAAGUACGGCUACGUGGUUUCGGGGCCUGGUGCACUACAUGCCACUGUUCCAAGCACCGACGUGGAAGAGGUUAUGCUGGACAAUUUCAUUUGCGCCGACACGCAGCAGCGCCAGCCGAUCGGCGCAGAGCACCAAGUCCUGCGCUUGGGCCAGGAGCGGUGCCAGGUGAUGGAAACGCUGUUUGCGCCGCAGCGAAUCGGACUCACGCAGGGAUCGCUUGCGGAACUCAUCGCAGAUGCAAUCCAAAACACACCUGAAGAGGUCCAACCUGCGCUAUGGGCGAAUAUUCUGCUCAUGGGUGGGACGGCAAAUGCCAAAGGCCUGCGUAGACGGCUGGCGCAUGAACUACGUAUGCUUGCGCCGGACGAUGUCCCUGUCUCUGUGCACAUUGCCAGGGAUCCUGUUUCGGCGCCUGUCCAUGGCGCUGCGUCGCUUUUGCAAGCCGCGCCAAAUUCAGCUGCAGGACGCUUUCUCGCUUCGCAUCUCAUGACAAGGGAUGCGUGGUACAGCGCUGGCGGCAGCUCUGUCGUACCUGGCGAGCGCGCAGGUACGAAGCUGAGCGACGCGCGCUUCGAUGGAUGGAACGCAGGGAUGGUGUAA
This is a messenger RNA of Malassezia vespertilionis, 1485 nucleotides long. RefSeq names its product Actin- protein 6 (gene ARP6). The transcript is spliced from 3 exons. Gene Ontology annotation, cellular component: Swr1 complex. The coding region runs from base 1 to 1485 and encodes 494 amino acids. Lineage: Eukaryota; Fungi; Basidiomycota; Malasseziomycetes; Malasseziales; Malasseziaceae. The record is from RefSeq and is a predicted model, not a curated record. Gene Ontology annotation, molecular function: nucleosome binding.